Suillus paluster is the source of this 2043-nucleotide messenger RNA. RefSeq lists its product as uncharacterized. Lineage: Eukaryota; Fungi; Basidiomycota; Agaricomycetes; Boletales; Suillaceae. The transcript is spliced from 8 exons. The coding region runs from base 1 to 2043 and encodes 680 amino acids. The record is from RefSeq and is a predicted model, not a curated record.
AUGCCAACCCCCGCCAUACUCCUGACCAUGCUUAUUGCCUUAAUCCUGAAUGUUUUCGGACACGUUACCAGGCCAUGGUGCAAUGCAGUUCUCGGGCUUUUGAACCUUCUCCUCGAGACCACGCUUGGAAAAACCAAUUACUUGGAUGUUCGCUACUUGCACAAGAUGUUCGUGCACGUAUCCGCCCGUAACCACAAGAAAAAAAUCCCCAUACCCGGAACGCUGCACCUAUACGAAGACGAAGGGCGAAAAUCAUGGGCGCCCGUGCGCCCAUACGUUGUUCAAGAUUUCAAUGCUUUCCUUGCCAGCUUGCUUGGUCGGCCUGGAAUAGAAGAAGCCAUGGACCGUGGAACGAUGAUAAACGAAAAGUAUCACCUGUGGGAUAUCAAGGAUGGCACUGUGAUGCAGGAUAUAUUAGGUCCUGACAGGAAACCAUUCAUGGAUGGGUUGAAGAGAAGGGACCUGAGAUUAGCGUGGAGUCUCUCGACAGAUUGGUUCAACCCUCACAGAAAUAAGACCUCUGGCAAGAAGAAAUCAGUUGGGUUGAUUGCAAUGGGGCUACUGAACCUCCCACCCAGACACUUGAGCAUCCUGAAGAGAGACUUUCAAGGUCCCACUGCGAAUCAGAUGUGUGGACUUUGCUGGCAGAACAAGUCAGACAUUGCGAACUUCAACUAUGACACAUGGGAGCAACGUACGUGCGAGGAACACAGGGCAGCUGCAGAAGAAUGGAAAAAUGCGGAAACAAAGUCAGAACGCAAUAAGGUCUUUGCACGACACGGAGUGAGGUGGUCUGAGCUUCUACGACUGCCUUACUGGGAUCCAGUGCGGUUCAUUGUCAUCGACGGCAUGCACAACCUCUUCCUGGGGGUGGUGCAACACCAUUUCAGAAACUUCAUCGCUAUAGACAAACAGGCGAGCAAGGCAAUUAGAAAGCCAGAAAUCAGAGCUUUCGAUCCAAAGGAUUUAGACAAGGGCAGAGCAGUCUUGGAGUCGAAACCCACCACCUCCGCCAUGACCCGCUUACGGCUGCCUGCCAAACCCACCCACAAUGUCCCAAGGAAUGACAAGGAUCAGAUGGAAGUGGAUACCGAAGCAUUUGUCAUGGAGGAAUUGGUGAAGGAGUAUGCGGCCGAUGUAGAAGAACAAAAUGACCAGAAAGGCGUAUUUACCGAAGCCCUGACAGACGAGGAGAUUAAUACAAUUCAAGCAGAACUAAGCGGCAUCAAGCGACCUUCAUGGCACCGGGGGCCGCCAAAAAACCUUGGAGAUGCAGAGCACGGCAAGCUCAAGGCAGAGCAAUGGCGUUCGGCAAUUGAAUUCGACUUACCAGUGACUCUAGUAAAACUUUGGGGGGCGGAAUAUGGUGGUGGGGAAAUGGAAAGAACUAUGCUAGAGACAUUCUGCAUCGCUGCAAGUGUGAAGGCAAUGCUUCAAGAGCCUGGGGCACCCAAUAUUAUCAACAAAGCAGCUGAUAUUCUGCAGCAAUGCUGCGCUCCUUUCACAGAAGGAAUAUUUUGUACAGACACCGGCAUCCUAUGCACAGCUAUGGAAUCAAUCCCAUAUGUCUCUCACGACGACGCCAAUAUCAUCAAGGCCCCUAUGUCCGAUGUCCUCCGACACACCUGGGACAAGACAGGGAUGACUCACCUCUAUGGGAGCGACCGCAUCACGGAGUAUAAACGGCUGAACAUAGGAGGGUUGCAAUAUUGCAGCUGCAACUAUUCCGCUCUGGAUAGUUGCAUGUUCUUCAAGACAUCGGAAAAAUGGGUCCCUGGUGUCAUUGAACACAUGUUCUUUGUAGGGCAAGAUCAUGAUCGGGUUUACUACAUCACAAUCCGAGGUUACUUACCAGUGCCUGCGGGGUACAAAGACCCCUUUCUAGCCUACAGUGACUUUGGCGCGCAGAUAUGGAGUAGUGCUUAUAAUAGCCAGUUGGAUAUCAUUCCGGUGUGCACAAGGGGAUUUUGUCACGCUGUGUCAAUGCAGUGGGGAACAUCUGAAUUGGUACUUAAACCGAUGAACAGGGACUUUGGCACAUGA